Messenger RNA from Cylindrotheca closterium, 1383 nucleotides. Lineage: Eukaryota; Bacillariophyta; Bacillariophyceae; Bacillariales; Bacillariaceae. The record is from the annotation of a GenBank genome assembly.
AUGCAACUUGCAGUUUGGGUCGUGUACCCAUGUACUAUACCGGUAUUCAUCAUUUGGAUCACAUGCCUCCUUGAUGAUUCGGUAGCUUCACUCGUCUAUAAAUAUACGGCAGUACCCCCAUCACCGAAUCCAAAGUCGAAACUUUCGCAAGCCUUUCGCAUCGAAUUGGAGAAUCUUGUGGAUGCGGUGCAACGAUUCGACGAAGGUCGGGCUUGGUUUGAUAUUUCUACCCCUACUAUUAUCAAACUACACUCGCUCAAUGCCCGUUCGAUCCGAAUUGUCGCGGCGGAAUAUCUCGCUGUCGAAGCAACAAGUGAUGAUGACAAUAUUGAAGAUACCCUUGCUUCGUACAUGCUUCGCAACAGUCAGGUAAAGAAUAUUCAAAAUGCGAUUGCCAUUUGGGAACAAGCAGGGAAUUCGUUUGCAGAACAGGAACCAAUUUCCUUUUCGAUUACGGCCAAGAAAUGGAAUUCCUUUGUCCUUUCGGAAGUGUCACCCUCUUCCAUGCGACGGAGUUUGACCAACAAAAUGGCAGAUACCUUUGAUUGGAAUGUUGCACCAAAUGGGGAAGCACCCACCUUCAAGUUUCACUUGUUGCUGUUCGAGUCCAGUGUCAUUUUGGAAUUAGUCCUAUUGGACCGACCCACGAAAACCUUCGAGCUGCCCAAACCUGGAUUCAAACGGGUCGAGUCCUUUGCGUUGACCAAGUCUAUCGAUAUCCAACCAGAGGAUGUGGUCAUCGAUCCCAUGUGUGGCAAGGGGACCUUUCUAGUAGAAGCAGCGACGAUAUGGCCAUCGGCAAAGUAUUAUGGGAUGGAUACUUCCUUGGAUCAGCUACAAAAUGCCAAGGAAAAUAUAGAGGCCACCAAUGUGGCGGUGGAAUUGCAACCUGGUGUCGAUGCGAGGAAUCUUAGUGAUUGGAAGGACUCUUCGGUGGACAAGAUUGUAUGCUGUCCUCCAUUUGGACGUCAAUUUGAAAAGGACUCGGAUGCUUUAUAUGAAGAUCUCAUGAGGGAAUGGUCGCGAGUUUUGAAAGCUACGGGUCGAAUGGGAAUCUUGAUCGACAAGAGCAAUGUUCAAUCCAUGAUGGAAGCCAUUCAGAAGGCAAACUGUCAUGUGGACCAGUGUCGAACGCCUUCCUUUCGACUAGGCAAUAUCCGAGCAACAAUACUAGUCGUAUCCAAACUAUCGUCUACAAAAUCUGUAAAAGAGCAGCAAAAGGAGACAGAGUUUGGGCCUUUGUGGUGGGAGCAAGAACAACAAACAAACACCAACCAACCUCCUGGACGAUCUCUUUGGACUGCCAUGAGAGCUGAAGCUCUUCCUUCUCUUGUUCCGUAUAGCUACAAGCGAUCAAUUGCAAAACAAUUGAGUUGUGAAUAA